Messenger RNA from Epithele typhae, 1653 nucleotides. RefSeq lists its product as uncharacterized. The transcript has 4 exons. Lineage: Eukaryota; Fungi; Basidiomycota; Agaricomycetes; Polyporales; Epitheliaceae. The record is from RefSeq and is a predicted model, not a curated record. Gene Ontology annotation, molecular function: protein binding. The coding region runs from base 1 to 1653 and encodes 550 amino acids.
AUGGUCCCUAUAUCGCUGCUUUCCCUCAACGAGGACGUCCUUCUCGCAAUCUUCUCCCUCUUGGGCCCCAACGAUGCUCUCGCGGCAUCGUCCACCUCCAGAUUCGCAUAUCGCCUCGCCAUACCCCGCGCGUACACCGAACUGCGUUGGAGCAGGGACUACGAUGUAGACGAAAAUGACGCCUCCGAAGCCCACGCACUUCAGCUGCGCAUGCAGGAACCCGCCCCGUUGACUCAAACCCCGCGCGUGCGGCAUCUCCGCCAUUUCACCCUCGACCACUUUGUCGAAGCCGAAGUCCCUUUUCUAAGGAGACUUCUCAGCCAGGCCUUCAACCUCCGCACCAUCUUCAUUCAGCAAUUCCAGUACUUUAUCGAUAUUGACCCACCCCUCAUCCAGGCUUUCGGUGCGAUGCACAACCUGGAGAAUGCGCGCUUGAUUGAUGUCGGUCCCGAAACGAUUGCUGCCCUUCCCACUAUGUUCUCGAGCCCAGCAUUCACGACCUUGGAACUCGACUUUGACGAACUCUACUACGGCGACCCUAACACCAUCGACCUCGACGUCUUCGUCUCCACUCUCGCGGCCAUGCCGAACUUGCACACCCUCACCAUAAUCUCGUAUACCAUCCCUCCUGGCAUCGUGUCGUUGUGCCCCAACAUCACCACGCUGUCGCUCUUGCUGUAUAAACAGGGCGCCAGGGACACCGCGCCGGUGAUAUUCUCGAUUUCGGAUGAAGAUCGAUGGCCCGCCACGCUCAGGGAACUCCAGUUUCCCAAGCCUGUUCUUAUCAGCACAAACACCUCCAGACGCAUCGGGCACAUCGACUUGCUCGCGUUAGGGGUGAACUCACCGAUCUCCGGCACGGAAGUCUUCGGUGGUUUCCUCCCGCUUCUCGCAGCGGUCCGGCCCACCGGCCUCGAGCUUCAGACAAAACCCAACAUGGCCGACGCCGGCCGGGUUUGGGCCAUCGUGUUCAGCCCGGAGUCGCGGCUCCGCUCGCUCGAGGUCGUCGUCAAGGAGGGCGAGUGCGACGUGGGUGCAUACAUGGACCCGUUGCUCACCGCACUCCGAUCGACGUCGCUCAUAAGUGUCUCCCUGCACUUUCCGCCCCGCGAACGACGGUGCCACCCGUCAAGCAUCGCCGAGGUGGAAGACUGGCGCGCGGCGGAAGUCCGCCGCGUCGAGGCCCUCCGCUCGCUCCCGAUGCGGCUCAUCGAGGCCAUCCCGUCGCUCCGCCUCGUCGCGCUCUCUGCUUGCGCGCCCGCGUCCUCCGGGUUUGACACUGGGCAGGCGCGGGCGCGGUGCAAGGACUUGGAUCCGGCGCUGAGGGCGGAGCUCGCGCGCGAGAGCGACGUCGAGCGGCGGUGGGGCCCGACGGGCGAGUUUGUGAACCCGGCGCUGCGGAGGCUGCGCGAGCUACAAAAGGAGAUACCGCGCGACUGGCGGUGGUGGUGGGUCAAAGGCGAGGGCGCGGCGCGGACGCCGGUGGAGAUAUGGCGGGAGGACGGCGAGCGGGCGGAGGGGCUCGUCGAGCGUGCUGACUUUGACGCGACGAAGACGUUUGAUGGAUUCUACUCCGCGAGGUGCCGAUAUGAGCGACAGAUUCGGUCGGAUGCCCUCCAGGCCCCGCAAUCAGCCGAAGAUACAAGGUGGUGA